Molecule: messenger RNA, 1050 nt
Organism: Diaporthe citri
Lineage: Eukaryota; Fungi; Ascomycota; Sordariomycetes; Diaporthales; Diaporthaceae
Exons: 9
Coding region: 1-1050 (349 amino acids)
Source: RefSeq, a predicted model, not a curated record
AUGAAGGUCUCUACCAUCACCAUCCUCGCCACCCUCGGCUUCUCUGGCAUAACUUGCGCUUCCAGCCGCUUCAACACCACCUGCCAUAACUUCGACAUUCACGACCUCGACGGCAAGUCGGGCCGCGCUGUCCGGUUGUACGCAGAGUGCAAGAACUUCAAUGGCGACUACGUGCAGACCAAUCUGGACCUGAACACAUGCUUUGGAUGGGGCCCCGACUGUGAAUUCGCUCCUUAUGACAAGGACUUCUCCCACACUUGCAACCAUUGCGAGAACCCUUGGAAUGGGGAGGACCAGUUUGGCAUGAACUUCGGUUGCGACGGUUACUGCGAGCACAAGAACGAGGAUGGAAAGCAGAUGCACUUUGCAACGAUCAACCUUCAGCAGUACAUCGGCAACAGCAAUGGCAGCCUUUACUGUUUGCCAAACAUGCAACGACUCACGUCUGCGGCGGGAGAACCCAGCGGAAUCGGCGGAAAUGUCGCAGGGUCUACCAUCACCAUUCCGACCGCAAGUCCUGUCCCCUACAACGAGUCCUGCGCGGUGGGCACCUACCUCCUCAACGGCAGCAGCCUUGGUGUUUACUGCAACACCGAUGACUACUCCAACUGGUACUACGACUGGACCUCAAUCGAUCUGGACGUCUGCGUUGGCAACAACGCUGGAACACUGGUUCCUUACCCGUUCGGAAACUUUUCCAACAGCUGUGGCAACUGCAAUGUCACGUGGAGCCACGUCGAGGAGGCCCCACACAGCACAACCUACAUCAUCGGCUACCACUCGUCCGUUGUGACCACCAUCAGCACCCUCUUCACCCCUCGAUGGGACGACCUGUACCUGACCUGCUCGGGCUGCAAUGCUGGCCACAGCACCACCGUCGUGCCCCGUCAGCUUGCCCUCAUCAACAACGACGGCACCAUCGGCUGCUUCAACGCCGAUGGUUCUACCCAGCUGGCAGAGCCCACCGUUGAGCGUGUCGUUGUCCCUCGAACUGCCUUUGCGACGCCCACACAGACCUCAGAUGGACAAGAUGCGGCUGCCACGGCCUAA